This is a messenger RNA of Mollisia scopiformis, 1120 nucleotides long. Its product is annotated as GCN5-related N-acetyltransferase-like protein. Gene Ontology annotation, molecular function: N-acetyltransferase activity. The transcript has 2 exons. Bases 323 to 889 code for a protein of 188 amino acids. NCBI's taxonomy places the organism in Eukaryota, Fungi, Ascomycota, Leotiomycetes, Helotiales, Mollisiaceae. The record is from RefSeq and is a predicted model, not a curated record. Gene Ontology annotation, biological process: protein acetylation.
CACAAAUAUCUGAGAAUAGUUGAUGUCAACAUUCUCUCUCGGCUUCACAUUAAGUUUCGGAGACACUUUCUAGAACUCUAAAAGUCGGACCCUUUCGGGGUCUUUCGACGUUCAUUUUAGCGUCCCGGGACCCUUGAAACCAAGACUCAGAUGGUGGGGUAAGAAGAUCUUACAAAAGCUUCAUUGCCCCGCCAGCGCCUUUGCCAUGACUUGACUUGACAUUGAAGAUUUUUCUCUGCUGAACUCUACACAGUCCAGUACCCUCGAUAAAAAGAAACCUGGGCACUGCUCUCCUUUUCAAUUACAUUCCAUCACAGCAAUCAUGCCUUCUGCCCAAGAAGGCGUCAUCGUCCGCCACGCCGUCCGCGAAGACGUACCCACCAUCCUCCAAUUAAUCCAAGAACUGGCCGACUACGAAAAAGAAUCCGCAGCCGUCCUCGCAACACACGAAUCCCUCUCCAACACCAUCGCCUUCGCGCCCUCCGGCCUCGUCUCCCCGUCAAACACCACUCAAUCCACAGGAGACGCCAUAUCCGCCUCUCGGCCCGCACGAUGUCUGUUGUUAUUUACGCCUAGCGGGGAGGCGGCUGGGAUGGCGUUGUAUUUCUAUAAUUACAGCACGUGGAGGGCGAAGCCGGGAAUCUAUCUAGAGGAUUUGUUUGUGAAAGAGAAGUUGAGGGGCAAGGGGUAUGGGUGGAGGUUACUGGGGGAGUUGGCUAAGGAGGUGGUGGCUAUGGAUGGGGGGAGGUUGGAGUGGAGUGUUUUGACGUGGAAUACGCCGAGUAUACAGUUCUAUGAGAAGAUUGGGGCGAAGGCUAUGACGGACUGGCAGACUAUGAGGGUUGAUGGGGAGGCGCUAGUGGGGUUGGCUAAGAAUGCUCCUUCGUAGACAAAAAGUGGUGGAAUAGAUGGUAGACAAAAUGCAUUGGGUGGUAUAUUUGCUUGCUGAAAGGGGUAUCAUAAUUCCAGUCUGUUCUCUCCUUCGAGUUCUUCCAGUUUUGCACGCUCUCUCUUCUUGAGAGUGUUGUUUUGUCUUCUAGUAAGGGGUCUUGCGCUGUCAUCUACGCCGUUGAGCCCUUCAAAAAGCUCCAGAUGUUGUGCUGAGGGCUUCGAUACCACU